This is a messenger RNA of Lachancea meyersii CBS 8951, 1473 nucleotides long. Lineage: Eukaryota; Fungi; Ascomycota; Saccharomycetes; Saccharomycetales; Saccharomycetaceae. The record is from the annotation of a GenBank genome assembly.
AUGCCGUCGUGUUCUAGCAGAAAUUCGCUGAAAUCCAGCUUGAAAAGUGUUGAUGUGGCUUCGCUGGAGACUACCAACCCAUAUGUGUCGUUGGUGCAAAACCAAGAGAUUGUUGAGGUGCCAGAACUGGAACUAGAGUCCGGCGUAACAAUCCACAAUUUCCCAAUCGCCUACAAAACCUGGGGCCAGAUCAACGAGCGCGGUGAUAACGUCCUGGUGGUGUGUCAUGCACUCACUGGGUCGUCAGACGUGGCAGACUGGUGGGGCCCACUUUUGGGCCCAGACCUCGCGUUCGACACGUCGAGGUUUUUGGUCGUAUGUUUGAACUCCAUGGGUUCGCCUUACGGGUCGUUCUCGCCGCUCAACGUGGAUCCAGACUCCGGCGAGGUGUACGGACCAGAGUUUCCACUGUGUACUGUUCGCGACGACGUCCGGGCCCAUAAGAUAGUCUUGGACUCUCUGGGUGUCACAUCCGUGGCCUGUGUCAUUGGAGGCUCUAUGGGUGGCAUGCUGGCGCUGGAGUGGGCCGCGACGUUUGGUCGCGAGUACGUGAAAAAUAUGGUUGCUCUGGCAACCAGCGCCAGACAUUCGGCGUGGUGCAUCUCGUGGUCCGAAGCCCAAAGACAGUCGAUUUACUCCGAUCCCAACUAUUUGGACGGCUACUAUCCCAAGGGCCACCAGCCUGUCGUCGGGCUCUCAGCGGCCCGGAUGUCAGCUCUCCUGACCUACCGCUCCAGAAACAGUUUUGAGAAAAAGUUCUCCAGACGGUCUCCGUCUCUAAUCCACCAACAAAAGUCCAAUAAAGCUCUAAACAAGACCAAACCUUCGAGUUUGCAUGAGCACAAUUUGGCAAUUCAUAACGACGGACACAGUCGCUCCAAUUCCAGCAAUCGCGAGCGCAGAAAUAGCGAGUCCAGCGAUACUUCAUCUGCAGAAUCCCUCAAAUCCGUUUCUUCGGCUACAUCUACAUCAUCUAUUAGCUCCAAGCAGGGAAAAACCAUCAAGUCCGCACAGACUUACUUCUCAGCACAGAGCUACCUGCGGUACCAAGGCAAGAAGUUCAUCCAGCGAUUCGAUGCCAAUUGUUAUAUUUCCAUUACCAGAAAGCUCGAUACUCACGACCUGGCACGCGACCGCACUGAGUAUGAAGAAGAACUGGAUGCGGUAUUGGAGUCUAUUCAACAGCCAUCUCUCAUCAUUGGCAUCAAAUCCGAUGGACUCUUCACUUACUCAGAACAGGAAUAUCUGGCUGCGCAUAUGCCCAAGUCGGAACUAAAGAAAAUUGACUCUCCUGAGGGCCACGACGCCUUCCUGCUCGAGUUCAAACUGAUAAACGAAUACAUUAUCGACUUUCUAAAGAAGAACGUUUCGGAGAUAACCAGCUCUCCGCCUUGCCUUUGGCGCGAUGACGAGAAUCGCGAGGUUAUGAAGGCCUCUCUAUUUGGUGAAGCUGAAGAAGUCACGAAUUGGUAA